This is a messenger RNA of Vanessa atalanta (red admiral), 1493 nucleotides long. RefSeq names its product protein ALP1-like. The transcript has 2 exons. Lineage: Eukaryota; Metazoa; Arthropoda; Insecta; Lepidoptera; Nymphalidae. Bases 393 to 1493 code for a protein of 366 amino acids. The record is from RefSeq and is a predicted model, not a curated record.
GCGCAUUUUCAUUGGUCGAUAAGGCCCGCAUUCGGGGUGCGGGAGAUUUCUGUAACGCAUGCCAUAGGGCCCGCAAAGAGUUUAUCGUUUUCACUGGUCGUCAGAGCCCGCAUACGGGGUGCGGGUGAUUUCUAUAACGCAUGCGAUAAGACCCGCAUGCGGGGAGCCAUUUUCACUGGUCGUUAGAGCCCGCAUUUGAAGUGCGAGAGAAUUAGGUACCUACAGUUUGGCAGUGGGUUUUGAGAUAAGCAGACGUACUCGCCAUGGAUCAACAAUUAUUGCUUUGUGGAGCAAUUUUGACUGUUUGCGGUGUAUUAAAAAAGAAAUGAAUAACUUCUUUGAAGAAAAAGAAAAAGAGAUUUUGGAUACGAAAUUUACUUAAAAGUAGAAAGAUGCACGGUGCUUCUAAUACGUUGUGUGCGAACUUGAAUCCGGCAUUGGAAUGUGAUGUAGAAGAUCAUGAUAAUUUUUUCAGAAUACCUAAAAACUUAUUUGACGAUUUAUUGAGAAAGGUAGAAAAAAGAAUUGAAAAAAAAGACACAUUAUUUCGUGAGGCUCUUCCUGCAAGAUUAAAACUUGAGGUCACCUUACGUUAUUUAGCUAUUGGAGAUUCUUACAAAAGUUCAUAUUACUUAUUUCGUGUGUCCCCUUCUAUUAUGAGCAGUUUUAUACCAGAAGUGUGUGACGCGCUCUAUGAUGCACUGGCAGAUUAUAUAAAGGUCCCAAACACAGAACAAAAAUGGAUGGAUAUAAAAGCUGGAUUUCAGUUAAAGUGGAAUUUUCCUGGAUGUAUUGGGGCAAUUGAUGGUAAACAUAUAAACUUGCGAGCUCCAGCCUGUAGGGGAUCUGAGUUCUAUAAUUAUAAAAAAACUUUUAGCAUUGUUUUACUAGCUUGUGUCGAUGAUGAUUAUUCAUUCACUUAUAUUGAUAUUGGAGCAAAGGGCAGAUAUUCUGACGGCGGAGUUUUUAGUAAUUGUUCUUUAAAACGAGCAAUUGGUGACGGUAGUCUGAAUAUUCCAGCAGAAAGUGUUAUUGUUGCGGAUGCUGCAUUCCCGCUUCAAAAUAAUAUAAUGAAACCAUACCCGGGAAAUAAUCUAACGACACGGCAAACAAUUUUUAAUUACCGUCUUUCAAGGGCUCGGCGAAUUGUAGAAAAUGCGUUCGGUAUAUUGGCAAGCCGAUUUCGAAUUUUUGAAAAACCAAUAGCCAACAACGUCAAGAAUACCAUAAAAAUAACAAGGACAUCUUGCGCGCUUCAUAAUUGGCUAAGAAAAAAUGAUUCUAAUUAUCUUGAACCUGGACUUGCGGAUUAUGAAGAUAUCUCUACUGGUAUAACAAUUAAUGGCUCCUGGAGACAAGUACCUCUUCGAAACUUCGAGAACAUGGGAGAAGAUAAUACCUUAACUGAAAAUGGGACAACAAUUCGGGAUAGAUUCGCUGAUUACUUCAGUAGUGAAGGUGCAGUGCCGAGGCAAACAAGAUUUAUUCACUAA